UCUUGAAUGAUUGAGAGAUGGGUUAAAUUUAACCCGUUUGUAAUUAGUUCGUUUGUUCCGAUUUGCCCGGUGGAAAACCCGAGCCAAGAUAUGAAGUAUAGAAUCCUCAAUCCAGGAAGUAGAAAAUUUAACACACUGAGGUCGAAUCCGCUUCUCUUCGGAAUAACAGUCUGAAUCUCCAGAAGAUCGUGAAGCAGACGAAAAAAUGAGGCAUGGUGGAUCCAGGAGGAAGCGACCGCCACCGUUUGCGCGCUAUGUCGUCGUUCUAUGUGCUGUCGGUGCUGCAAUUGGAUUCUUAAUGCUCAACAUUUUUAUGAGGCUUGAAGCUCGAGAAUCGAGAUCGAGCUCUGAUCAGCUUGGUAAUGGCGACGGAGGAGUUGGAGAAAGUCAGGUUCGGAGUGGAGUGGAGCCAAGGCGGAGCUCCUGCGCGACGGUGGAACAGAUGGGAGAGGCCUUUAAAGAAGAUGGUGUCUGGAAGGAAAGCCUGAGAGUAAGAAAAAUUAUUCAAAAUCACUUUUAUUUGAAUGGUGCUUCAAGAGUGCGAAAUCUUCCUCCUGAGCAGUUCUGCAAACACGGUUUUGUCUUAGGCAAAGCUUCAGAGGCAGGCUUUGGGAAUGAGAUGUACAAGAUUCUAACUGCUGGAGCUUUAAGUAUAAUGCUAAACCGAUCCUUGAUUAUUGGGCAAACCAGGGGCAAGUUUCCUUUUGGGGACUACAUUUCUUAUUCUGAUAUUUCAUUUACCUUGAAAGAAAUCAAGCAUUUAUGGAGACUUAAUGGUUGUGGUAGGAAAUACAACAGGCCUUUGAUUAUGCGAACUGAUAAUUUUGAAAAGCCUGCACAGACAAAUGUUCUAUGUAGUAAUUGGAAGGAAUGGGAGCAUCCUAUCAUAUGGUUCCAAGGUACAACAGAUGCUGUGGCUGCUCAAUUUUUCUUGAAGAACUUACAUCCCACUAUGAGGGCUGCUGCUUCUAAUUUAUUUGGACAACCAGAGGUUUUGGAAUCUAGACCUAAUGUAUUUGGAGAACUGAUGAAAGUUCUGAUAUCUCCUUCAGAGGAUGUUCAAGAAGCGAUGUACUCAGUCCUUAAAAGUGGGAUUGAUCCUGAUAUUUCAUUGCACAUGCGGAUGCUUAUGAAUAGAUCCGGCCGAGGUUUACAGGCAGCACUGCAGUGCAUCCGAAAAGCCAUGCUUAAUCUAAGCAGGGUCCAAAAACCCAGAUUGGUUUUAGUAUCAGAUACCCCAAAUUUUGUUAAGAGUAUCAUGCCCAUCUUAGGUGAAUUUGCAGAGGUCAUUCAUUUUGAUUAUGAACACUUCAGAGGAAACAUUUCUGGAAUGCAUGAUGAAUUCCAUAAACUGGACUUCAGAGUAAAGGACUGGGGCCCGUCACCAAGAUGGGUUGCCUUUGUUGAUUUCUUUCUUGCAUCCCGUGCCAAGCAUGCUGUUAUUUCUGGUGCUCACCGGCGUGUAGGUACUACCUAUGCUCAGCUAAUCGCAGCACUGGCAGCAGCACACAAUCUCGACAGUCUCGGGAACAAUUCUACCGGUUCAGAUUUUUCAUUCUUGAGUAGCUUCCAAAGUAAUUUGUUGAGUGAAGGUUUAAAGAACCAGGUUGGCUGGGGGCAUAUCUGGAACAGAUUUGCUGGUCCUUUAAGCUGUCCUAACCAGCCUAAUCAGUGUGCCUUAACCCCUCUUCUCCCUCCAGCAUGGUGGGAUGGACUUUGGCAGUCUCCCAUUCCACGAGAUAUUAAAAGAAUGGCGAACUAUGGAGUUAAUUUAUCGGGCCUCGGCACCGUUGACGAAGACAGCCUUCGAUCAUUCUGUAAUGCAAGGAAGAAUGUCGUGAGGACUAUCCCUUUCAUAUUAUAGUCAUUUUAUGCUUCUGUUUGUCAUGUAAGCUCUAUAACUAUAGUAGUUAUUAGAAGCGUUCCCGAACUGUGCUUAUUUAGUCAACUUUCGCACAGUCCAGGAUUUUGUUUUUGUUAAAUCAAAUGGUCCAAUACUGUCUUCUUUUAUUUAUGGGGCCAUUUGAUUUACAAAAAGAAAUCUUGUAUACCACAAAGCAUCCAAUUUGAUUUUCAAUCCGAACCGUUGGAUCAAAUACGUAUUAACCAGCAUUUUCUACACCCCUAGUGAACGACUGAGUUGAAGAACAUGCACAUUUAAGAAGGAAACUAAUCAUGUUACA
Messenger RNA from Momordica charantia (bitter melon), 2183 nucleotides. RefSeq lists its product as uncharacterized. Lineage: Eukaryota; Viridiplantae; Streptophyta; Magnoliopsida; Cucurbitales; Cucurbitaceae. The record is from RefSeq and is a predicted model, not a curated record.